AUGAUCGACCGGAGCAUCACCAUACACGCCUUCGGGAGCAAGACGGAAUUGGAAAGCGGUGACCCUGCGAGUGGUGCUCUGAGGUUGGAUUUGAUUCAUCAAGGCACUCUGGACGACAUAUUGAGACUUGCUCGCCAGCUGUUUGGCCAACCGGAAGGCUUUGCGGAGAUGAGCCUUCACUUGCCUGUUGAAGGAAUGAAACUUGGGGAGGCGGAUAGCCAGGUAAAUCUUCCUGCAGGAAUGAACUUUUCUGUUGAGCUGACACUAAAUGACCUGCGCUGUAAGCCAAACACGUACAAUUACAGCGUGCGGGCUGAGGAUGCCUUCGGGGUGGGCAAUAUGAGACUCUUCAACGCUGGCGACAUGGGAUACGUGUUCAACAACAACCUGAGCUCGUUGGUUUCGCGCAUGCUAAGCGACAGGCUGAACGCCUUUGUAUCCAGCCUAACCGGGAGCGUGCUCGGGGACGCUGGGCAUGCCGUUCUUGCUACCGUACUCGACAGUGCUGCUGACAAGGACAGUGGUGCCGGCAAACGCUUUUACAUACCCAUGCGAUCGAAAGCGGCGGUCAAUUCGUCCCCCCCCAUCCUGGUGGUUGUGCUCUACGCCGUUGGCGGCGCGCUCGUCACGGUGUGCCUGGUAUGCCUGAACGUCGUGCGGCAUCGCGCGAAACCAGUGGUUCUCAGGGGCACCCUGGAGCCAAUCUCCGUCUUCCGCAUCAUCCUCGAAGAUUUACUGCUGUCCAUUUGCUGCUUUGUGUGCGCCGGUGCAUUCCUAUGGUCGAACCUGACGGCGGCGGCGUGUGUUUCCGUGGGAAGUGAGUUGAAGAUAUAUGGCUUCACGUUAAUGGGCACAGUCAGGGAUAUGUGGGAUGCCGGGCUGAAGCCGCUCGCAGUGCUCGUAUUCGUAUUCAGUGGCAUUUACCCCUACUUCAAGCUAGCCUGCAUGCUGUUGUUCGCACUUGUAUUGCAGCGGCCUCAUGCAAGAAUUCUUCGUGUAAUUGACUACAUUGGUAAAUUUUCCUUCCUGGACACGUUUGUGAUGUUUAUUAUGGUGACCGGACUGCCGAUCCAGGGUGUCGCGGACGUUAUCAUACUGCCGUCCUUUUACAUAUUUUUCGGGGCCACGAUCGCCAGUGUGUUGUUAGGCAACUGCACGGUGCUGCUUUGGCGGCGUGGUACGACUCUGACGAAAUGUGGUGAAGGUGUCCCGGGCCCUCACAGUGAUGAUGAUAAGGUACCUGAAGGAUCACAGGGAGGCAUUUCUAACCCGCCAUACGUCGAUGACAAAGCGCAGCUAUCUUCCGAGCAUCCCAUGACUACAUCUGACAACUCUUACUCCGCCAUAACGGUACGCCCCGAGAUCAAGAAGACCACGAUAAAGGAGCGAUGGUACAUCAACAUCAUUAUCUUCUGCGUCAUGCUUGGCUGCUUUCUCCCCGCGUGGUUUGUGCCGUGUUUACGUUAUCGUGUGGGUGGAGUUGCACCCCUGAUCACGCCCGAGUACAAGGAGUUCAACCUGUACCAGCUUUCAAAGGCGGUCAAUCCAUUCUGUUUUGUUGUCUCUCUCAUUGUCCUUUUGAUUGCCCCCUGUGGGUACGCGUUGUCGAGGAGAUGGCUCACGUUCUUGGCGUCGUGGUUUGCCGUUGAUGCGUUUCUGCUUGCCUGUAUCGCUGGCCUCUUACAGCUCAACCAGUUUGUGCAAUUUAUGUUGGGGUCGAACAUGGAGGACUUAUACACGGCGCACGCCACAUUUCUUUGGCCCCUUAUGCUGCUUCUAGUAGGGUCAGUGCUGCAAUGGGUACUGGAGGCGGUUAAGUCCUAA
Messenger RNA from Phytomonas sp. EM1, 1824 nucleotides. The record is from the annotation of a GenBank genome assembly. Lineage: Eukaryota; Euglenozoa; Kinetoplastea; Trypanosomatida; Trypanosomatidae.